AUGAGCUGCUUCAAGGUCUGCUACGACGACUUGUCUGUCGACGAGAUCGUCACCAUGGUCAAUGACGACGAUCUGCCGGACACGGUCCUGCGUCGCAACCACGGCCACGGCGUGCCGGCCAGCGAGCUCUUUACGCCGCAGAUGCUGGUCGCCGGGGCCGAUGAACUGGCUCUGACGCGGGUGCCGACGGGCAUGUCGACCAUUUCGGUGUCGUCGAUCCAGUCGCUGACACCGUCGCGUCUGGCGGCAGCUGCGGCGGCCAGCGGCUCCAGCGAGUCGGACGUGCUCAACGACUAUCUGGAUGCCGUCUGGCGGACACAGCCGCCGCGGUUGACGGACGUGGACCACCCGCUGUUCUCUGUGAACAUGGUGACGUACAUCCAGCAGAUGCAGAAGGAGGGGCAUUUCUAG
Sporothrix schenckii 1099-18 is the source of this 411-nucleotide messenger RNA. RefSeq lists its product as uncharacterized. NCBI's taxonomy places the organism in Eukaryota, Fungi, Ascomycota, Sordariomycetes, Ophiostomatales, Ophiostomataceae. The record is from RefSeq and is a predicted model, not a curated record. The coding region runs from base 1 to 411 and encodes 136 amino acids. The transcript has 2 exons.